Cryptomeria japonica (Japanese cedar) is the source of this 681-nucleotide messenger RNA. RefSeq names its product expansin-A2-like. The coding region runs from base 1 to 681 and encodes 226 amino acids. Gene Ontology annotation, cellular component: extracellular region. NCBI's taxonomy places the organism in Eukaryota, Viridiplantae, Streptophyta, Pinopsida, Cupressales, Cupressaceae. The transcript has 2 exons. Gene Ontology annotation, biological process: plant-type cell wall organization. The record is from RefSeq and is a predicted model, not a curated record.
AUGACGAUUGGGCAACGAGCGGUGGUACAAUUUCCAGGAGGUGCGUGUGGGUACGGGAACCUGCCCGCGCAAGGGUACGGCAUAUACACGGCUGCGCUGAGCACGGCACUGUUCAAUGAUACGCUGAGCUGCGGAGGAUGUUACGAAUUGCAAUGCAAGGCGGAGGAGGAUCCGCAGUGGUGUCUGCCAGGGAAGACAGUCACCGUCACCGCCACCAACUUCUGCCCGCCCAACUUUGCGCAGGCCAACGAUGCCGGCGGGUGGUGCAAUCCUCCUCUCUCACACUUCGAUUUGGCGGUGCCUGCGUUCGAGCAGAUUGCGUUAUACAAGGGCAGCGUUGUACCCGUGCGGUUCAGGCGGGUGGAAUGCGUGAAGAAGGGAGGAAUGAGGUUUACCAUAUUGGGGUCGCAGUAUUACCAGGUGGUGCUGGUCACCAAUGUUGGAGGAGCCGGAGACGUGGUGGCCGUUUCCGUGAAGGCCAAGGACACACAAAUCCCUGGUAAUUCCGGCUGGCAAUGUCUGAAGCGGAAUUGGGGCCAAAAUUGGCUGAGCCAUUUGAACAUGAUGAGACAGACGUUGUCUUUCAGAGUGACCACCAGCGAUGGGAGGAGCGUCAUUUCCCGCAGGGUGGUUCCCAACUCGUGGCAGUUCGGCCAGACUUUCGAGGGACGACAAUUCUAA